AUACUAGGCCGUUCCUUCCAGAACUGUGUCUGGAAACUUCAGCCUCACCUCAACUUAACAAAAGGGGAAAAGAAGAAUCAGAUGAGACCACGAGGCUUUACUGAGGUCACCGAACACAUGCAGCCAAGCGCUUCCAGAAUCAUUUCCACGGUAAGAGAGGCAGAUCUCAAUCUCUCCCCAAACGCCUAACGCUGCUGCGGGAGAAACCACAGAGGUAAUCGUUCACGCUCAUUCGUCCCAGGAGAAAAAACAUUUCGAGCCGAAGGGGUCCCCUGCUGCUGGGUUUCGUCUCGGGCGCUCGCGGUGUUCACAAUUUCACUCGGCCUCCCGCUGAGAGAAAAACGACCCCACAGGGAUAAAAACCAACUAAACCAUGACGCCAUCACACAUCUUCACAAUACCAUCUCUGCUUUUGCUUUCUGGAGCUCUGGUACUUUCUCAAGACUAUGAAUAUACUGAUUUCGCUUACGGCACUCCACCUGAAGUUCCUCGACUUUCUGUACCUGAUUACAACGCCCAAUUAGUGUAUUCAUACGAAUGUGCCAGUGAGUGUUCCUGCCCCUCUUUCUACCCUAUUGCCAUGUACUGCGACCACCGAAAACUCAAGGCGAUCCCCAACAUCCCAAGUCACAUCCGCCACUUGUACAUUCAGCAUAACGACAUAGAAGAGAUAACUUCAAAGCCUUUCAUUAACGCCACAUCCCUGAGGGAAAUCAACCUCAGCUACAACAAGCUCCAGUCCUCUAAGGUGGAUAAAGAUGUCUUUAGCAUACUCAAGGAAAUUGUUCAAUUACACCUUGAGCAUAAUAACCUGGAAGACAUUCCUUCUCCUUUGCCAAAAACCCUUAGGAGGCUUCAUCUGGGCUUUAAUAAAAUUUCGAAGAUACCAGCUGACGCCACACGCGAGCUUACGGAACUUACAGUGCUGGAUUUGUGCAGCAACAGACUAACAGAUGCAGGUAUUAAAGGAAAGAUCCUAUCUGGCAUGAAGAGCCUCAUGCAAAUCAACAUGUGCAACAAUAAGCUCAAGUCCAUGCCAGCAGACCUUCCAGAAUCGAUCCAGCAGAUAUCGCUGGAAAACAACUCAAUCGCUUCCAUACCUGAGGGUUACUUUAAGAAGACUCCUAAUCUUUUGUCUCUUCGGAUGUCACACAAUAGACUCAGAUUCAUUGCAUACAGUGCCUUUAACCUGUCCAAACUGAUGGAGCUCCAUUUGGGUCACAACCAGAUCUCUAAACCGUUCUUUGUUCCCAGGACCUUGGAACAUCUUUAUCUAAAUCACAAUGACUUUAAAGAUCUAAACGUCUCUCUGAUGUGUCCAUCUCUGGACUUUGGCAACCCUAACAUGCUGACCUACAUUCGCCUCGACAACAAUAAGCUGAGAGGACAAUUGGACUACUAUGCUUACAGAUGUUUCCCAAGGCUGAUAAUGAUAUUUUAUGGAAACCAAAGGAAGGAUGAUGAAGAGGGCUCUGAAACCAAAAAAUCUGAAAAACCUGAACGACCAAAGGCAACAAGGCUAUCGACUUGAUAGAUUAGAUCAUUUUUGAGACACGUCACACGUAGUUCAAAGCACCAAACUAUUCAUUAUUCGAAGUAUGAGAAUAAAGAGGAUUUAUAACAUUGAAAGAUUAUUGAAAAUACAUAUAUCAGUAACUUUAAACAUCCAGUUCCUUGCUGCUUGAACAUGCUAUUUGAUUUUGUGCUUGCAUGGUUAUGCAUCUCAAUCAGCAUAAAAACUGAAUUGAUAUGUACGGGAAGUCCUGAUUUAAAGUUUGCUUUAUUUUGCACAAUGUCACUUUUCUCCUCAUAAAUACGACAUUAAGCAUUUAUCUACAUACUGCGUUGCAAUGCAUGUAAAUUCCUGCAAAUGCAAUAAAUAAAGCUAACUGAAAUUACUGUAAAUGCUA
Labeo rohita (rohu) is the source of this 1910-nucleotide messenger RNA. It is a transcript of the gene omd, whose product is annotated as osteomodulin. Gene Ontology annotation, molecular function: protein binding. The record is from RefSeq and is a predicted model, not a curated record. The transcript is spliced from 3 exons. Lineage: Eukaryota; Metazoa; Chordata; Actinopteri; Cypriniformes; Cyprinidae. The coding region runs from base 374 to 1531 and encodes 385 amino acids.